Xyrichtys novacula (pearly razorfish) is the source of this 15317-nucleotide messenger RNA. Lineage: Eukaryota; Metazoa; Chordata; Actinopteri; Labriformes; Labridae. The record is from the annotation of a GenBank genome assembly.
GUUUUCUGCUGGCCCUACACCUCUCUGUAUGUAUGCAUGUUCAUUAGCGUGUUUGCCCGAAGCCCCCCUCGUUUUCCUCUUACGCAAAAAGCAGCGGCUGGUUGUGAUUUGUUAGCCCGGGCCCUCCCUCUUUGGGGGGUAACUUAUGACGGGAGUUAGCGGGCGGAGCCGGUUUCCCUGAGAGAUAAAUUGUGUGUGGUACAAUUGGUGGAGUCGGGUACGAAACUGUCCUUUCGCUGUUCUUGUGAGGGACAGUUGACAGCUGAAGCUACUCCGAACAAGACCAUAAAAUUAAGGUAAAAACCGAAAAAGGGGGAUAUAACUGGGAGUAAAUAUGUCUGGAAAUAAAGACAGUGACGGCGGAUGGAGGACAUUUCUGUGGAAUUCAGAGAAGAAGGAGUUUCUCGGACGAACAGGCAGCAGUUGGUGUAAGUACUUACAGUGUUACAAAUGCUGCUUUUCCCCUUACGUGACUGAACCAACACGGUAGCUCCCGCUCAAACACGACGGUAUCAUGUUAAUUAAUCUCAUUAAAGUGAUCACGUUAGGCUGUAAUGGAGGAAAAAGUCUCAGUAGAGGUUUUUUCCUCUCUUCAUCUCCUGACUGUAGGUUACUAACAGCACCUGUUAGAUCUGAGUGUGCUGCGUCGUGACUUCGUUUUUCAAUGGAGGCUGAGUGUAACGUGAGAAGUUGGUCUUUUAAAUCAGAAUUCACUCAUUUAUUUGGAAAGAACACGGCUUAUUUUUCAGAGAUGGACUUACAGGCGUGCUACAGGUCGAAUUUAGUUCAGAUAAGGCUCAUUAUAGAAAAAAUCAAUUAACUCGGACUAUAACGUUUUUUUUUCAUCCUUGUGUAUUUGCAGCAGCCGUUAACUUAUAUUCGCCUGGUUAAAAUCCUAGUAGUUCAUGGUUAAUACAAAGCACUAGGAAAUGAUUAUCUAAGGCGUAGCCCAUCCUGAGCCAUUCAUUAAUAAACGUCCUUUAUGAAAAGGUCACCCUGAAGGACAGUGUGUGGUGGGCCAGGACUUUCCACUGAAACACUAAACACUCAGAGAUGAGUUCCACCAUCUCUUUUCUGAAUUCAGGCCAUGUAGAAAAACACAAGGACAUUUUUUCCCUCUCACUAAUAACUUGAAUGGCUAAUCCCAGGCUCAUGUGAACAGUGGGGUCCAGAGUGGUGGCCAUGGGUGGCGUAGGCCCACCAUAAAGUUUACUUGGCCGCUCAAAAAUCUUAAACACGGUCUUUGCCCUUUUGUCAGAUUUAAUGGCGAAAUGAACUUUUUAAACUGCUGUUUGUGGUUGUCUUCUAAAUUGCUGUCUAAUACUGAACAUACUCAAUAGAAAAGGGUAAACUUUGAUUUAAUUAAGUGACUGAAAAUGUUAACCUCUUGAAAUCAGGUAUAAGAGUGGAAUCUUGAAAAAGUAGCCUACCACUCUCUCUAUCACCAUAUGAACUGUAAAUACUUGUACUUUGUGAAUACACUGAAGCCCCAUUGGUAGGUGUGAUAUGACCCAGUCAAAUAGUUUGUACUCAAUUGUGUACUUAAUUGGUGAAUCAUUAAACUGGCAUACCCUCAACCACUUGCCUAACAUGCACACUCAAGCAUUGGCAGUUUUUGCAAAUCUGCGUGCAUGCUUAUUGUGUUUAAGAUGUUUUCAUAUGAAUAGAAAUAUGCAAAGAAUAGACUUUCCCAUAUUUAAUGGAGCCACUCUUGUGUAGAUAUGGCCUUGGUCCAUCGACAAUGUUAAACUCAGUAGCAGAGUUUAGAAAUGUUGCCACACACCAGUCACGUGAAAUUUAAAUUCAUGACAUGUUAUGACAAACAAUUUCCUUUAGAGUCUUAAAAGUUCAGUAUAAUUUUGUGUAGUUUUCUGUUUUGUUUCUUUUUGAUGGUAAAACAUCCACAGGGAUGAAAUAUACUGCAGUUGAUAGAAACAAAAAGGGUGGAUAUGUCUUAACAAUAUCUCUAUGAAUGUGUGCACAGUUACCCCCCUAAGGUACCCCAAUUUUGGCCCUCCUGUUCAAAGAGUCUGGACACGCCUUUGCCUGUGAAUGAGUACAGACUUGCUUAUGCUCUACAAAUCCAAGAUUAGUGGAUCUGAUUGUUUUACCUCAGUUUUUUAUUCUUGAAGGCUGUUUAACAUUCGCCUCGUGUGAAUAGUGAUUGGGUAAUCAGACACUGCUUUAUAGUACCCUUUUAACUCAGUAAACCGUUUAACUUGUCAGAAAUGGCUUAAAAUUUUCCGCCUGUGUUCCGGGGGUUCGGCCAGCAGACACAACAUGGUGCUGCGAGCAGAUCACGACUCACAUGUCUCCUGAGCCGCCCCUUUUCUCCAUCUACCGACUUUUUUCCUCGUUGAAAAAAUGAGACUUUUUGGUUGUCUGUUACGCAGAUCCGCAGUCUUUAAUGCUUAAAUGGGCCGUAUAUUCAAGAGAAAGGCUAAUUAUCCUAAUUAUCUGACGGUGUAUCACAGUAAUGUCACGACUAUAGAGGUGUGAUAGCAACAGUGAGUUUUAGCGAACUCAUAGCGACGUUCAGACGUCGACUUUGCUUUGUACCGCGUUAAAGUGUACUUAUGUUGUUAGAUAGGAAGUUAUACUGUGACAAGCAUCUCUCACACGCUUCCUGUAGCCAUCCGUCGUCAGAGAGAGUGAUGUCGCACCAAGUAAAAUGGAGCAACAGGUUUGUCUGUGCCUCAGAGUCGUAGAAACCAUCACUCUCUCAGCACACGCUAUGUAACAAAUCCUCAUUUAUAAAACAGGGCGGUGUUUUUGCGGAACUCUUUCUGCUGUUUUCAGUAUGAGACAUACGGAAACUGUAGCGUCUCCGUUCCAGGGUUUUCUACACUCGUGUUGGCGUUGAAAACAGGCUUUAUGUGUCAGUAAAAGUACCGCAUAGCUGGUGAAAGCGUGGACUAAGCUUCAAUAAAAACGUCAGAAAAGUGGAGAGACAUCAGUGAGGUGUGAAUGUGUGACGGCCUCUUCACAACAUGCUGCAGCAGUCUGGUGGGGGAGGUGCUCUCUCUCUCGCUCUCUGUCUUCAUUCAAACUCUGCCUUUCACCAGCAGCAGGCCAGUUUCUGUGCUAUUUACAUUUCUGGGCAACAGUUGUCAGGAUCUGGCAUUUCUCUGGCCACAGAGACAGGGCAGAGUUUUUAAAUCACCCUCUGUACUCUCACAAAAUUUAUGCCCACUCUUUCUAAGAAAUUGGUUGUAAUUAGCCAUGUAGUUGCCCUUCUUAAGAUGUCCUUUCAUGCAGGCUCUGUCAGGCUUUUCAACAGCUAAGAAAUGUUAACACUUGUGUGAAAAGUCCCAGGGCCACAAAAGGUGGGCACAGUGUGGGUUCUCACUAUCCGACAGGCCUACAAACAAGAGAAAAAAUGCAACAUUUUCUUAACAUUUCACCUACCAGCACAAAUGCAAGAUGCGUUCCAUUUCGAGUGGCUUCUUCAACACAAAUCACAGAAAGAUUGUAAUCCUACACGACUCAUCAGCCUGAGUGUCCAUCUUCAGUUUCCCCCUCAACAGGUGCAUCCCACAGAUGAGACAUAUUUGCAUAGUGGCUCAUUAUGAAAUAGCUGCUUGGUAACAAGGUUGUUUAUAGUCUGACUACCACAGUAAGUCAGGUGUUUUAUUCAUGUUUGUAACUUCUUACUGAGAAAACAAACAUCACAUCUUGACCGUAAUUUUGCUCAUAUUAUGCUGCUGUAGUACUUCAUGUUUCACAGGGGAAACUAAAAUGUAUGUAUCAGCCUUGGGCAGUUGUUGCUCUGGACUGCAUGGGGAUGAAAAUUCUGCUCAGUGUGUUUAAAAUGCUAAAGCUCCCAUUAUCACAGUAACACAAGGCACAGGGAUGGGCAGGCCCAGCGAGCUGAGUCUCCUGCAGACUUCUCAGUCUGUAGUCUGUUGCAAGAGAUAAGGCAGUGGGGUUGAGCCUGUUAACCAACCAGCCUAACUGGUUUCACCGAGGCUGAUUUGGACAUGCAACUGGCAGUGUGGAGACAUUUUGGGAAGGUGCCACAACAACAGCAAACACACCAGGAAUGAGUGCACUGAUGAUGAUGAUAACAGCCCUCUGUGUGUGUGUGUGUGUUGGUUUUCAGGAACCUAAAAUUCAGAAACAGUGUAAUGCAAAGGGAUGGCUGUUAGUGUUUGUCUCAUAUCAAAACUGAAUUAAGAUAUUUAAGGAUUUUUGGUCCAGGCGACGUUCUUACUGCGCUUUAUAUAUCAGUAUGAAGGAGGAUGAGAAUGACAAGUUAAUAGUUUAGGGAUCAUAUCAGCUAAAGUUACUCAUUUUGUCUCUGGAGAAUAACCUCAAUAAAUAGAGUUUUUAAUCUGACAGUGGAAGGAUGAAUUAAUUGAUGUGAGAGUCAGACAGGAAUUGAGAGUCUUCAUCACUUGCUUUACUCGCCUAAAGGAAGGAAAACAAGUCAUGCAAAUGUGUAGUUUCCACCAGCAUGAACAAAGGCAAAGAGGGACCGAGUGAAACCUUUUUGUUGGGCUGAGAAAGAGGACAGUGUUUUCAUGAAGAACCUGUUGAGAAGUGACCCAUUGGCGGGGGAGGGGUCUGCGCAAUAGGAAACUGCCAGGCUGACAGGAACCACCAGUGACUCAGGACUCAUGAACUGUAACUGUGCCCCCCUGUUGUUGCAUAAUUGGAGUAAAUUCAAAAUUAGUUGGAACACAAAAACCUCAUGAUUGUUUAAUAAUGAGAAAUCAAAAGGAUCAUGGUGGGGAAGGAGUUUGUGGAGGGUCUAACCAAUGCAGUUCAAAAUGUUUACCCUGGUCCCCUGAUGUUUUUCUAUCCAAAUGUUCUUAAAUGUGAACAGUAGAUAACAGGACAACCAACCCUAAGCUCGAAUCACCGAUUGUAGAAAUAUCUUAGAGAUUUCAUUGAUUAUAGAAGACUAAUCUGAUCUGUUUCUAUGUUUGGUCACUGAGUCAGCAUAUUUUUCUGUUCUUACAGUGAAAACAAGGGAUUAAGUUUGAGGUCUCGGUUAAUUGAUUGACAAAGGAAUGCUGUUUUUUUUUUUUUUGUCUAACAAAGUCUAAAAGAAUGACCCUAGGAUAGUAUAUUCACAAGAUAAAAAGCCGAGUGUUUUAGGAGCUUAACCAGGAAAAUGUUUCAAACUUUAGCUUCAUAGAUGAAUGAAACCAACAAGUAUUAAACGACUGGAUGGUGAUUUACUUGGUCUACAUGUUUCAUGUCACAGUUUGAACCGUUUAAAUGAUUUAUGACCUUAAUGUGCCUUUUCUCUCCCUACAGUUAAAAUCCUCUUGUUCUACGUCAUAUUCUAUGGCUGCUUGGCUGGAAUUUUCGUCGGGACCAUUCAGGCACUGUUGCUCACUUUAAGCAACUACAAGCCCACCUAUCAGGACAGAGUUGCCCCUCCAGGUAAAUAAAUUCCUCCUCUACCUCUAUGGCUUUUUGGUUUGGCUGUGCAUGCGGAAAUCCGGCUGGAAUUUGAGGUUUGAUCAGCUCCAAAGUUCACGCAGCAUUACUGUAACAUGCAGCACUGGCUCAGUGUCCCUCUCUGACAAUGUGUCUGUGGUUCAUGUAUGUGAAACCAGCUGUCUGGGUGUGCCUUUAAGCUGCUUCUCUCUCUAUCAGAAGUCUUUGUGACCUUAGAUAGGUUCAGCCAUUUUGUCCUUCACUCCUCUCAGCCAGUCAAUGUUUCCCCCCUCAGGCUACAGGGGAGCCGUUGUCGCUUACGCUGUGAUUGAAACAGGCACAGUGGAUGUGUCACGGCUGACAUGUUUACAUACACAUGAAUAUAUGAAUGCGUGGCAGCCACAGUUUGUAAGAAAAGAGAGAUUUGUCUCAGCUCAGAGGCCUCUAAGCUUGUUCUUGUGGGAAAAAAAUUCUAAUCUGUAAUCUUGUGAAAACAUCAAACAGUGCCACAGUCACACUGCCUGGGUUUCGAAAUUCUCUGCAAAGCUUUGAGACGGUGCAGAUUUUAAGUGCCUGGCCUUGUCUUGUUGUGCCAGCACUUGUUUGCACAGCACAUGCUCUCUAGCUUUGGCGGUAUUUUUAGCGGCCAUUGUAAACGGCCAGCUUCUUGUACACAGAUUCCAUUUAGCAGUCUGUUUGUCUGUCAGACUUCCACAACUGUGUACAAUCAAAGAGUGAGUCCUUGCAAGAGGAAGAAGUAUGCAGCGCUUUGAGCUGAAGUGAGUUUCCAGUAGUGGCUAGAUAAAGGAAGCAGGGAGUAGUUACAUGUUUUCUUUUUUUCAGAGCUGGAGCCCGCCUCUCACUCUGAGGCUAAAAGUUUCCAUUGUGAGAGAGACACACGUGAGAGUGCAUGGGUGGGGGCUGGGGAUUGGUUAACUUUCACAGGCCACCACUGAAAUUCAAAUGACUGCAUGCUAGUUCUGUGUCCCUGUGCCACAAAUGCCUUGAGUGUUGCUCAUGAGUACAACAAGGAUUAAACUGAUUCAGCCGUAAGGCCGCGAAAAGGUUCAUAAAAUGUCAUGAUUCCUUUUCUCUCCUCUUACCCAUCUCACUCUCUUCAUGCCACGCCUCACUGAGGCCUUGUGCACAAGGUCUGUGGAAAAUUACUGCUAUAAAGAGCUGACAGAGACCAUCAGAGGAAAUCCCCAAGACCCUACAUUGUGUGUUGCCCUCAGCUAACAGAACAGAGAACAGAUCACAUGAUGUACAGGGCUUCUUCUUUCAGGCAUUCCUCUUCACAUUUACAUGGAGGAUUUAUUUUUCUCCUUGCAAAGUUCUUGCGCUCAAACAAAGCCUCUGUUUGAAUCAAAGGUUUUCACUUUUAUGUAGUUUUCUUUACAAAACUUGUGUUUGUCUUUCAGGUCUAUCACACACUCCUCGCUCAGACAAGUCUGAAAUAUCUUUCAGUAAGUCUGAUAGUAAGUCCUAUAAGAAGUAUGUGGAUAGCCUGGAUGCCUUCCUUAAGCCAUAUGAUGAUGACCGUCAGACUGAUCAGGCUAAAUUUGAAAGCUGUGGAGGUGAGUAUAAGGCAGUCAUGCUCACCCAUGCUCCCUGGCUGAUCCCUUAUCUGUAUUUAACUACAACCAUUCAACAAUUGUCUCAGAGAAAUUGAAAAUUAAAUCAUUGUAACCUUAAAGUCACAGUGAUCUCCUAAUUUCAUGUAAAUGUCACAACUAUAUACUAUAGUGGUUCAAUGCUAUUGUAGUUAGUCAUAUAUGAAGGUCUAUCGUGUCCUUUUUCCACUGUUUGCAGAAACUCCUCAGACAUACAAGGAUCGUGGACCUCUUGAAAGUGACCAAGGACAGAAGAAAGUGUGCCGUUUCAGCCGCUCUCUGCUGGGCAGCUGCUCAGGGGUCCCUGAUGAGACAUACGGAUUCAAGGAGGGGAAGCCUUGCAUCAUCGUAAAGCUCAACAGGAUCGUCAACUACAGACCAAGAGUAGGUUUACUUCACAUUUACAACACAACGGCUCGUUAUUGCAGUGCUCACACUGAUAAAGGCACGCUUAUCAAACUAUAAAACAUAGUUAAUAAAUCAGGUAAGUUCAAAGCUUUGAGAAAAAAGCUUUCGGCGGUGAUAGAUGAUCAUAAACUGAAAGGGUCAACUUAAAAACAGUGUUAUUAAGCACUUUUGUAUCAGGCCUCCCUGAAGACAAAGUCUAAUUUUAUGUUCCUCUCUGAUCUAAUCAUAAAUCAAUGGGGAUCAUGAAAGGAGCAACCCUUUUGUUUGAUUGAUGGGGUUAUAUGGAUGGAUUGAUGGAUAUACUGCCUCAUAAAAACAAAAAUAACACUGGCAACUCAAACCAGCUUGAUCCAGUAAAAAAAAAAAAAAAAACAGCUCACAUAUCUCUGACUGAGACCUGCACUGCUAAGUCAGUUAAAAAAAAGUUACUGGCCAACUUGUUCGACAAAUUAUUCAUAAUCCGAAUCAUAUUUCCAAGCAUAAAUAUCAAACAUUUGCUGCUUCAAGCAUCCCAGAUUGAAAGAUUUGCCAAUUUCUCUGUUAAUCAUGAUUAAAAUGAAAAAGUCCCUUUUUAUGACUAAUCUGUAAAAUUGAAAUCUGGAAUAGUCACUUCAGGUGCUGCUGCUUCUGUUAAGAAGGUCAACAAGAAAAGACCACUGAGUAAUCUAAACCACAAAUAACAAUGUUCAGUGUUAUUUGAUUUACAAGAGUUAAACAGACUCAUAUUUGGGGCUUUGAUAUCUAUUUACGAUGAAAAGAAUAGUUUUCAUGGAAGCACUAUUAACCAUCAGAACCGAGGGACUCUGAUUUAAUCUCUGUGAAUGAAUCCUUUUUAACUUAUUACUGGAUCAAUACUUAGAGACAGCUCUUGCAGACUUAAUGUUGUUGUUAGCCUGGUGAUUAGUGAGAUAAUGUAUGGUUAGCCCAUGGUCAUGUGAAAUAGGAGCCUUCAGGGUGAGAGAGGACCCGUCUGUUUCAUGUCGGGAUCUUGUCUCAUCCCAUCAGUGUAAUUUUUCACAUAACCUCUGGCUAAAUGUACAUUAUGUCUUACUUUGACAUCUUGAUGGCAGGAAAAACCGGAUGAAUUCAGAUGAAUUGAGAUAUGAAACCAUCAGAAUGAGGCCUAAGAGGUCAUUGGAGGAAACGUAUUUUCAAAUCAUGUUGCUAAUGAGCAGGAUCUAGAUCAUGUAACUUUUAGUAGGACCUCUCAUAUUAAUAAUGAAACUUGUGUUUACAGUGCUACUGAAUCUGUAAACACAUGUCAGUUUGGUCAGUGACGGUCGUUCAGUGAGGUUGAAACAGAAACAAAUCUCAUGUGUCACAGAAGAGCUAACCCAGGGUUCCAACAUUUCCUUAAAAUCUUUUCUAUUUUUAAAGCUUUUGGUCUCCAAAUGUCUUAUUCUUACUUUAGAGGUCUGAAAUUGUAGACGGCACUUUGACUGAGACAUGAAUACUUUUUCAAAUCUGGUAUGUCGUCAUUGGAUACCUUUUGUUAAUCUUUGGGGUCAGCCUCACCGCGUUUAAGCACAGUAUGUUCACUCUCACACACUGGUAGGAAAAGAGAGUACCAGAGAAACAGUUAAGGAUAUCUGGAUACAAAGCAAAGAAAGGGGUUUGUUUGGUUCAUUGAAGAUAAAAAGAGAGACCAUGAGCAACUAUCCAGAUUAGUAAAAUGCAACAAAGGUCUUUAAACUUGGUUCACAUAGUCGAUUGUGUUUCAUCAGUGUUGAUAGAAAAAACUGUAUUUAUCUUCCUUUGUUUGAGUCUAAAAGAGGCUAAGAUAGUCUUAAAUUUGGAGGCUCUGGUUUGGCCUCGUAGUAAAGCUGUGUGUACUUUUGGGAAUUUGAUUCUCAAAAGCGAGGCCUCAAAUCUUCACAUUGUAACCUAACUGUUGUAGCUUACUCUAUAGGGACUUGGCUUGGGAACUGAAGGGUCACCAGUUUUAGUCCUUGUAUGUCCCAAAAGCAUGGAAGUUGGGACUGGUUGCUGGAGAGGUGCCAGUUUACUAACAAGGCCCCCCCGGGCAAGGCAUUAAAGCUGAAGUGCUCAUGGCUUUUGCUGAAUUUUAUCCAUAGCUGCUCAUUUUAAGGUUCUCAAAAUUUUAGAUCCUUCGAGACUCUCAAUACCAAAAUCUUUGGAACAAUACAAGACCACAAAAAAUACUACGUUUAAAAGUAAAGCCCUUUUAAAAAAAAGAGAUCCACACACGACACAGCUGUUUCUAAGGGCAGAGAGCAGGAGAGAGAUAACCUGAAACAACCCAGCAAGAUGAAAAGUUAUCUUCUGACUGUUUCAAAGUGAUAACACUCUGUCUUGAGGACUCAGAAAUGUCGCCACCUCUCCCAACAAACAUGCAGAAAGACCCUAGAUUUGGAUAGUCACCCUAUGACACAUUAUUAGUCCAUUAUUGUUGUAUUGUAACAUUAUUUUUAGAAAAAAAUCUAAUUCUGUUUUGCCAUUCAGUACCGUUAUAUUACAGUUUGACAGUGUGUCAAGUGUUGGUCUGUGUUUAGUGACUUUUAUUGUGCCAGGACAGUGGGCAGGUUGGAAAUCAGAAAAAAAAAUACAUAAUGAAAUGCUUUGGAUACCCAGGAAUUUUGCCAUGGUGCCAAAUCAGGUAUUAAUCUAGACUGAUUUGUGCUGGUAUUGUAUCAAUGUCCAAAAUUCUAGUAUCAGGACAACCCUGUUGCAACCCUAGACACUGAUACCAUCACAGAGGCAUUUAGACAAACUCUAAAAUGAGUAAAGCAAAUACGUUCAUUAAUGUGUCUCUCCCUCUUCUCAGGCUCCUUCCAACAAUCAGUCCCUUCCAGAUGCCCUGCAGGGAAAAACAUCGCCCAACCUGAUCCCCAUUCACUGCAAAAAUAAGGUAAGCUUAUUUCACACCAUAACACAAACUUAACACCAUUACAGCAGCAGAUUUUGUUUGAAAGUUGGAUUGUAAUUUUUUCCACCUGCUGUCUUUGUAGAGAGACGAAGACUUCGACAAGAUUGGUGAGAUCAAAUACUUCGGCUUGGGCGGAGGCUUCCCUCUCCAGUACUACCCUUACUACGGCAAACUGCUGCAGCCGCAGUACCUGCAGCCUCUGGUGGCCAUCCAGUUCGUCAAUCUGACCGUUGAUGAGGAGCUCCGCAUUGAGUGCAAAGCUUACGGAGCUAACAUCCAGUACAGCGAGAAAGACCGCUACCAAGGACGCUUUGACGUUAAGUUCACUAUCAACUCGUGACCUCAGCCGUGACGCGCACUACUCUUCAUUUUGACACCAAUCAAAUGUAGAGAGAAAUAAAAGAGUUCAGAUAAACACCACUAGUCUUUGAACAUUCAUAAUAUACAGGACCUACACUUAAUCUGUGUGCUUUACACUAGCUUUUUCUGUGUGUUUGUCGAGGGUUAGAAUGUAAAAUACAAGAGUAGCAAUAGCAAAUAUUUAUUCUACUGUACAUGAAAAUAUUCCUUGAGCCAUGGGAUGUGUUCAUCUAUUACUGUAAAACUGCAAUUCCACUACUGACUUGUAGCGAGCUGUGUUUCUGUCCCCUAAAGAUUUCAUCCUAAUGUGGUCUCUAUAUAUUUUUGGAGUGUCCAGUGCUGUAGUUGAGUCCUGUUGUAACCUCUCCUGUCUUAUGUCAGCUUUAGUGGUCCAAGGUGUGUGUGCUCCGUGUCUGUGUGCAGGUGUGUGUUUGUUUAUGUGAGCGGGUGGAGUGUGUGUUAAUGUGCUACGACUAACUGAAAUACUAGCAUGGUACUCUGAACCUUUAAGGCCCAUGUUUGAGUAAAUUACUGCGCUCCAUGGAAUCUCUUUUUUUUUUUUUCUUGUGCGUUUCUUUACCCAAGUUGUUGGAAGGAUACAUUCGUUUGCCUUUUCUUUGUUGUUCACCUUAGCUGUAGAUUUGGUUUAAUGACAUUUCUGUUUGAUACAUCUUCUGUUCAUUCUUAAUUCAUAGUGUAGAGCUUUGUGGGUCCAGCCUAGAGGACUGUCACCUCCAAGGAAACAGUGGCAACUCAGUGCUUUGAAAUCUGUUUUUGCUGGAGACAUCACAUGACGUGAUGCUACUUACUAUUGAAUGUUUUAGCCAUUUUCAUGGUGGAAGAAUUUUAUAUUUAUGCAGUUGUACAUUUUUUUUUCAAGGUUUAAUGUUAUGAAUCCAAUACCAAAGUCGCUGGUCUAAAAGAGUAAGAGAAUAUCAGACGCAAUGCAGUAUCCCGUGUAAUAAGAUGUUUAGUUGGUGUGAAAAAUACUUAAUUCAAUGUUGAAGAUCAAAACACCUGUCAGGAGUCUGCUCUUGUCACUUUAUUUAAUCUACAUAAGGCUGAAACAAUAAACGGAAAAAUGAGACAACUGUGAAGUCUUUGUGUGUGCAGUAACAUGUUUUCUGUCUCUGUCUCCAUUCACCCGUCCAGAAUCUUGAAGAAAUACUGCACCUGUGGAAGAAAAAACAACACUUUCAUUCAAAUCACAGUAAAAACGCCAAAACCAAAUCAAUUCCAAGAGUUGAGGAGCUGUGUAAACUUUUUUUGUUUUUUACAAAAAAUAAAAAUAAACAACAAAUCAAAUAUUGAAGCUGAGCAACUUGGUGAAAAUACCAUGUUAUUUUGAAUGUGAUGAUUUUAGAGUUGUUAGAGGGACAUGUUUACAAUUGUGUUGCGUCACCUCUUCGUUUAACAACACUCUGUAAACAGUAGUGAACCGAGGAGACCAGUGGCUGGAUUUUUCUAAGUUAAAUAUUGUCCCAUUCUUGCCCAAUGUAGGAUUUAAGCUGCCCAACAGUUCAGGGUCUCCUUUGUUGGUUUUUGGUAUAUGAAGUGCCAAAUGUUUUUAAUCAGUGACAAGUCAGGACUGCAGGCAGGCUAGCUAAGCACCUGGACUCUAAUACUACAGAGUCAUGCUGUUGUAGUUAGAAGAAUGCGGGAGAAUAUGGUUUGACAUUUCCUGCCCCAUUGAUAAAGUCACGGUUGGGAUGGCAGCAUGUUACUCUAGUACCUGUAUUUGUAUCUGUUCAUAUUGUUCUGCGUUGCUUAAGCUGCCCAUGUCGUAGACAUUUCUGCAUCCCCAUACCACAAGGGUUGUGAGCUCUUGAACUGUACACUAACUACUAGUAGGGUGGUCUUACUUAGAGCUGAGGGUGCAGCGUCCAUGAAUUUCAAAAAGAAAUGUCAAAUUUUGAUUUAUUAUCCAAUUCUCCUGACCUAGAGUAGACUCUGGUGUCUCUUGAUCAUGUUUAUACAUGGUUUCCACUCCACAUGGUACAAUUGUAACCUGCAUUUGUUCAUGUGGUGACGUGUUGUGUGUUCACAGAUGAUGAUUUCUGGAUGUGAUUUUGAGUCAUGUCUGUUUUUAAUGCAGGGCCACCUGAGGGCAUGAAGAUCGUGGCCUCGUUUAUCUUGUACAGAGAUUUCUCCUGAUUCUUGGUACUUUUGGAUAAUAUUAUGUAAUGCAGAUGAUGAAAUCCUCAAAUUUUAGACUGAAAACAUCAUUCUGGACUUCACUUGCUUGCUCUGUCCUACACAAAGUGGUGAUGUCUUGACAUCUUUACAAAUGAGAGAUUUGUCCUCUCUGUAAUGGUCUUUAAAUGACUAGUUGCCCAGUCAUGUUACUAACCUGUUGAAAAUUAACCUGAUUAGUUGAGAGAUGUUCCUCUGGGUGGUUUGAAGUGUUACAUAACUCGUCUAGUAUUUCAUUAUCCUUGCACCAGCUGUUUGGAAACAUGCUGAUGGCAUCAAUUUUAAAACAAAUAUAAAGAUUUAAAUAAUCUACAAUUCAUGGAAAUACCUUUUAGACUUUCAACACAUUAUGUUAUCUUUCCUCUUUCAUUUCUAAUCAUCCAAGUCACACUUUCAGCAGUUUGCUCAGUGUCUAACCUCUUCUGGGGUUGUGGUUUUAUCUACUAGUCCUCUAUGAUAUCAGAAAAAGGGUAUUACUUAAGUCCACAGUGUAAACUCUCCUCUGCACAAGCCCUUUAUUAGCCACUGUGUCCCAGUCUUGGGAAAAUGGCAGCUCAGUCAGUCACAGGCUAAUGUUUAACAAGGAGCCAUUUGUCCAGCCAACAGAUCAGGAGUUUUCUUGAACAAUGACGCUCGAUGGGUCAGACCCACUCCCAGUAAAACAAUGGUUUUGUUUCAAAUUCCUCUGCCCUUCUUGUUCUCCUGAAAACCCAGUGUGAGCUAAGGUUUGCCCCGGCCCACGGAGCAGAGUCAUGAGACUCGACUAAAGCCCUGGCUUCACAGAGUCGGGGGUUUUGUUCUUGGCUGACUGUGAGGUGGUUAUUUAUGCAUGGAGAGGAAGACAAUGAGGAAACCUAUUUGCAGGAUCAGAGGAGUCACACGGGUGAAUUAAUGUGGGCGUGUUGUACUGAACAUGGAGGGAACAGUGUGUGAGUGACGGACAGCACCCACCUCCAGAACACCGUCUUCAGGGAGGUCAGUACAGUGGACGGCGUUCUUCACUUUAUCUUUGCCAUAAAGCGCUCGCAGCGUGUUUGGACGGAGAUGCCGGGAAAUCUCCUGUUGAUUAAAAACAUAAGGCUCAAUGAAACCGUAUCGUAAAAAACAACAUGAAACACCCUCUGUCUCAAAUUCUGAGUCCUGUGAGAAACUGAACAUCCUGUUCUGCUGUGUGUCACUGAUGCAAAGUGAUGACACAGCAUUUGGACAUGUGACUCUAAGGGAAGUGACUGACGUCCAACAACCCCUCUGAGUCACUGAAGAAUAAGAUACUCUAUCAGAUCAUGUUGCAGAAUUGAAGUAUGAAAUUACGCCACUGCCAUGGUAAACCUUUUAUAGACACUGGUUUUGAAGUAUUAAGAAAUCCUAUUCUUCCUCAUGUUUUACAUCAUUUACUCCAUGUUUCGGUCAGAGAAGUUCAGCUCUGAAGCCAAAGAAUCCCAUUUUUAAAGCCCUGUGAGGCGUCGCUGACUGGUUGUGAAACACUAAUACUGAUCCUGAUACCUUUUAAGACCUAAAAAAGCAAACAAGACGAUCAGCAACAUUUAAAGUCCCCAUACUCUUAUUUUUAAUGCCUUAAACUGUUGGAAGGGGGAAGAUGUCGGACCAGACGACUGACGGCACGCUGAGGAAAACAGUUCGUUUCACACAGAGUGACACAUUUGACUAGAAAAAGAGCACAGGAUACCACCAGUACCACCAUGGCACAUACAAGACAAAUAAACAAAGAGACAAAAUGUAUAUCUUUGACCACAGUGGGGCGCCAAAAUCAACUCAAACCUAGAACUCCUUAUAGCAGCUUUAGUUAACACUUGACAUCCCUCUGAAACCUUUAGGAAAUUUUCUAGCUGAAAAAGUAAAGUCUUUAAGUCUUUGCAAAUUUUGCAUUAAAUAAAAUAUAAAAGUUUGUUCAGAGCUGAAAAAUUGCAUCACCCUGUUUGCAGUAUCUGAAUAUGUUGCAUUUCAGCGCCUUAUCACCUUUGUAUUGCACAAUGCAUGUUAUUGCCAAAUUCUUUCUAUAGCACAGCCCUAACAGGCUGCACACCGAUACCUUUUUCUAAAUUACUUUAUGAACACAAACACAAGAGCUCCCUCCUGUCUACACCUUAGAGACACUUUAAAAUGUUUUGAACAGAUUUGAAAUAGUGUCACUCUUAUUCAGACCUACAUGAUAAAAAGAGAUUAUCAGAGACAAGAUUGAUCAGUUCUUCAUACUGAGUUUUAGUGCAUGUGUUCAGGUUGGAUCUCUCCACAAAUGAGCAUUCGUCCCGUUUAGAGCUCUGUGGGUAUAAAGUUUGACAGUGAGAAGAAAGACAUCAACGGAAGGGAACUAGUCCUCAUCAACAAAUGACUCAGAGAAACUAACUUCUCCUUUUCAUGCUCUUCUUUCCAGGCAGUACUUUAAUCAUGAGAGAGUCUGCCUUUUUUUUUUUUUUAAACAUCAGACACUCCCAAGGUCACAGCCG